This is a messenger RNA of Polypterus senegalus (gray bichir), 1264 nucleotides long. Its product is annotated as hemolin-like. Gene Ontology annotation, biological process: cell surface receptor signaling pathway. Lineage: Eukaryota; Metazoa; Chordata; Cladistia; Polypteriformes; Polypteridae. The record is from RefSeq and is a predicted model, not a curated record. The transcript has 4 exons. Bases 204 to 869 code for a protein of 221 amino acids. Gene Ontology annotation, molecular function: transmembrane signaling receptor activity.
UGCUGUUUUGAGUAUUAUAAGCAAAAAAUAUAUAUUGUAAAUGAAACAUCUAGAACAAAGAAAAGAGUGAAACAUUCAAAGUGGUUUUCUUGGUGGCGGCAUUGUGGCUGGUCGUCAUUUCCUGAAACACCCAAAACUGCAGCAGAAUUGCUUAAGUUAAAAUCUUUUCCGUCCGUUCAGUUCCCCUCAUUCCCAAGUGAAGAAUGCAGAACUUGGAACUUCACCUGUUUCUCUGGUUGACCACAUUGACGUCAUCAUCAGAGGGCCAAGCUCUCUUAACGGCAACACUGACACUGAGGGAUCACAGGUAUCCUCUGUACGUUGGAGAAGACGUGACUCUGAUCUGCACUAUUGAGGGCAGUGAUACAGGCCUGACAUAUUACUGGAUGAAAGAUGAUCAGAGGAACUGGAGAAAAACCAAUCAAAACACGAUGACACUCCAGUCUGUGACUAAAUCUGACAGCGGAUGGUACCAGUGCACUGCCUACAGAGAUGACUACCCCACUCCUGUUCCCGUCUCCACUGACAGUAAUGUUGUUAUCCUGAGCAUUCGUGAUUAUUUAAAGGCGACACUGAGACUAAAGGAUCAGAGGUAUCCUCUGUAUGUUGGAGAAGACGUGACUCUGAUCUGCAGCAUUGAGGGCUAUUAUGCACGGUGGACAUAUUACUGGACCAAAGGUCAUCAGACAGACUGGAGAAAAAGCAUUAAAAACACGAUGACAAUCCCGUCUGUGACUGAAUCCGACAGCGGACAGUACCAGUGCACUGCCUACAAAGAUGGCCCUACUUCUUUUCCUGUCUCUACUGACAGUAAUGUUGUCAAAUUGAGAGUACUCGCCAUCCAGUACAGACAGAGCGGCAGUAGAUAAACUGGAUGAAUAUCUCUGUGAACUGUGUCAGCAGAUUUUAAUCAGAUAAGAUUGUCUCUUUUAAUUUUCUGCGAGUUUAUUGAUUUGACAUAUUGAAGGAAUUAUGGUGCAGAGUUGAAGAAUAUGCUGCAAAUCUCACAAUGAUGAGAAGUUUCUAAUUAAUUGCUCUGUAGAUUAAACUUUAGUAACUGGAGUGUUCGAUUAGCUUCAAUGACGUCUGUGUGAUUUGCAGAGUACCAACACUACGAGCCUGUAUUGAAAAUAGAAAUUAUAGGCCAGUGACAGGCAACACUACAAUAAAAAAAUUAUAGUGUUUCAGUGUAAUACCAAGAAUGAGCUUUUGUGAAGAUUUUAAGAAGUGUGUUUUGAAUGUUGAUUGAUGAAAAGUGCCCAUA